Chroicocephalus ridibundus (black-headed gull) is the source of this 2016-nucleotide messenger RNA. RefSeq names its product DnaJ heat shock protein family (Hsp40) member C25 (gene DNAJC25). Gene Ontology annotation, biological process: protein folding. The coding region runs from base 24 to 1061 and encodes 345 amino acids. The record is from RefSeq and is a predicted model, not a curated record. The transcript has 4 exons. Gene Ontology annotation, cellular component: endoplasmic reticulum membrane. NCBI's taxonomy places the organism in Eukaryota, Metazoa, Chordata, Aves, Charadriiformes, Laridae.
GCCCCGGCGGCGGCGGCGGCGAGAUGGCGGCGGUCGGCGGCCCGGGUCCGUCCCGGCUGUGGCUGCUGUGCCUGUGCGCGGUCCUGCUGCCGCGGGGGGCUCGGGGCCUGACGGAGGGCCUGUACUGCGGGCGGCGAGUCUGCUACGAGGUGCUGGGCGUCAGCCGCCAGGCCAGCAAGGCGGAGAUCGCCCGCGCUUACCGGCAGCUGGCCCGCAAGUAUCACCCCGACCGUUACCGGGGGGAGGCCGGCGGCGGGCCGCAGGCGGCGCACGAGAAGUUCCUCCUCAUCGCCACCGCCUACGAGACCCUCAAGGAUGAAGAAACACGUAAAGAUUACGACUACAUGUUGGAUCAUCCUGAAGAGUAUUACAGGCAUUAUUAUCACUACUACAGCAGAAGAUUGGCACCUAAAGUGGAUGUCAGAAUAGUGAUCCUAGUUACAGUGUGUGCUAUCUCCGUGUUUCAGUUCUUCAGCUGGUGGAGUAGUUACAAUGAAGCUAUCAACUACCUUGCUACAGUGCCAAAAUACCGUAUACAAGCUACUGAGAUUGCCAGGCAACAAGGUUUACUCAACAAAACUAAAGAAAAAGGCAAGAACAGGCGGUCUAAAGAAGAAAUUCGUGAAGAAGAGGAAGAAAUCAUCAAAGACAUUAUUAAAAAUAAAAUAGAUAUAAAAGGCGGUUAUCAGAAGCCCAAGAUAUAUGAUAUCCUUCUAUUUCAGAUCCUUCUUGCUCCUUUUUACUUGUGCAAAUACGUAGCUUGGUACUGUUGGUGGAUUUACUGUUUCACUAUUAAAGGGCAAGAGUACGGUGUGGAAGAGAAACUAUAUAUCAUACGGAGGUACAUGAAAAUGUCUCAGUCUCAGUUUGACAGCCUAGAAGAUCAUCAAAAAGAGACCUUUCUUGAACGGCAGCUGUGGAUACGAGAAAACUAUGAGGUCUAUAAACGAGAACAAGAGGAAGAGUUAAAGAAGAAGAUGGCCAUGGAUCCUCGAUGGAAGAGGUAUCGGCGGUGGAUGAAAAAUGAAGGACCCGGAAGACUGACUUUUAUUGAUGACUGAAAGUUGCUGAACAAAAUGUGUGCUAAUGUUGAAAGCGAUUUGCAAAACUUUUCACUACAUCAUUCAGAGUUUUGUCUGCUGUGGCUCAGCAGUGAUCUAAAACUCAGGAAUUAUUAAAUCAGGCCGAAAAAUAAUACAGGUUUACUGUUUUUAUAAAUCAGACCUAUUAAACAGGCUCAGCUCAAUGUGUAUAUGACAUUUACUUGGGGAUCUGUGUGGAAUUCAUUAUUCCAGACAAUGUAUUUUCUCUACAUAUUUCAUGUUCAUGAUCAGUGGAACUAUAACUUUAGUCUUUCUGAAACUGUUUCUAGAUCAGUCCUUGAAAGUCCUGUUUUUCCUUUUUAAACUGAAGGGUUCCUGCGAACGGACACUGGAAAUGCUUAUAAAGGAUUCUGAAGCAAGGGCCAUUUCCUUUUUUCCUCUCUCUUCCCCUCUACUUUUCAAUCUAAUUUCUAAGAUGCCAAAUUGUUUUUUGAUGUAGACAAUAUGGGGAUUAUACCGGACUACUUCUUUUGCUAUUCCUGCUCCAGUUGGAAAUGAAUUUUGUUCUUUGUGGGAAUAAAUGAUGCAUGAUUGAUCAUCAUCGUGAUGCAAACAAGCCUUAAGUCUUUGUUCUACAGAGUGAUUCAUGAAAUAGUGUGCUUAGAUCUUUUGCGUUUGGUUUUUCAUCUUGUGUGUUGGAUUGUACCUGCUUGUUCAGAACAAGUAUACCAGUGAAUAUUAGUCUACUAAAUGUGACGUUUAUUUCACCAAAGUAUUGGUAAAAGGGAAAAUGACCCUUUUGUUAAAAAGGGCAAUUUUGAUGCCUUAUGUAAAUAAAAGUUUAUAUAAUAUACAUACUGAACUUGUUUUAAAUUCUAAAUGUAAAGUAUUCUUUAUGUGUAUCUCUUCUGAUCAGACCUCAGAGUACUUAGAAUAAAUAAUGCACAACAGCAUGCUGUGGUUUCCUCUGUAA